AGAGUUGGGAGCAACUCCAGAGCCUCCUUCAAGAUGCUGCUGGUCCUGCUCUCAGUGGUCCUUCUGGCUCUGAGCUCAGCUCAGAGCACAGAUAAUGAUGUGAUCUAUGAAGACUUUACUUCCACCACACCAGAUGUAGAGGACUCAAGUCAGAGCCCAGAUCAGGGACCCCAGAGACCUCCGCUUGAAGGACUCCUACCUAGACCCCCUGGCAAUAGUGGUAACCAAGAUGAUGGUCCUCAGCAGAGACCACCACAACCAGGAGGCCAUCACCACCAUCCUCCCCCACCUCCUUUUCAAAAUCAACAACGACCACCCCGACGAGGAGGCCAUCACCUCUCUGUACCCCGAUUUCCUCCUGUCAGCCUGGAGGAAGUACCACCACCAUUCUUCCAGAGGGACAGACCACCAAGACAUCCGCAGGACCAGCCACUCUGGUAAUCUAGAAUUCAGUGACAGAAAAUAAAUAAGAAGAUAACUUCCUUCAGAAAGCCAUGACAUUGAAAUAAUAUGGUCAUAACUCUUUCUUCAGUAUACCAAUAAAAUAUUAAUAGCAUGCAA
This is a messenger RNA of Nomascus leucogenys (northern white-cheeked gibbon), 561 nucleotides long. It is a transcript of the gene PRR4, whose product is annotated as proline rich 4. Lineage: Eukaryota; Metazoa; Chordata; Mammalia; Primates; Hylobatidae. The record is from RefSeq and is a predicted model, not a curated record.